Messenger RNA from Alnus glutinosa, 2088 nucleotides. RefSeq names its product BTB/POZ domain and ankyrin repeat-containing protein NOOT2-like. Bases 294 to 1781 code for a protein of 495 amino acids. Gene Ontology annotation, molecular function: protein binding. The record is from RefSeq and is a predicted model, not a curated record. Lineage: Eukaryota; Viridiplantae; Streptophyta; Magnoliopsida; Fagales; Betulaceae. Gene Ontology annotation, biological process: plant organ development. The transcript has 3 exons.
UCUCUCUCUCUCUCUCUCUCUCUCUCACAAAAUAUCUACCAACACAAAACACUACCACCCCCUCUCACCACUCCAUUUGACACAAAGAAUCUCACAAAAAACACACUCAAAUAGUACCCAUCAUCAACAAGAAGAAGAGGAACCAAUGAACCAAAUCCUCCUCCUCCUCCUCCUCCUCUUCUUCUUCUCUUGCACCAUCUCCUAGCAACCUCUCUGUUUCCCUCUAUCUCUCUCUGUCUCUCUGUCUCUCUCUCUCACGCGCGCGAUAACCCUAAAGGCAUCAAUAAUUAACCAUGACCCUGGAUGAGUCGCUAAGAUCUCUUUCCUUGGACUACCUCAAUCUUCUGAUCAACGGUCAGGCCUUCAGCGACGUAACCUUCAGCGUAGAGGGGCGUCUAGUCCACGCCCACCGAUGCAUCCUCGCCGCAAGGAGCCUCUUCUUUAGGAAAUUCUUUUGCGGGCCCGACCCACCGACCGGGCUGGACCCAGCCGGCUCCAGAAUCAACCCCGCGGUCUCGCCGGGAUCGAGGCCGGGUGUGAUACCGGUUAACUCGGUCGGCUACGAGGUGUUCUUGUUGCUGCUGCAGUUCUUGUACAGUGGCCAAGUCACUAUUGUGCCUCAGAAACAUGAGCCCAGGCCUAAUUGCGGGGAGAGAGGGUGCUGGCACACGCAUUGCACCUCAGCCGUUGAUCUUGCUCUUGACACUCUUGCUGCCGCUAGAUCCUUUGGUGUUGAACAGCUAGCAUUGCUCACUCAGAAACAAUUGGCAAGCAUGGUGGAGAAGGCCUCAAUUGAAGAUGUAAUGAAAGUACUCCUUGCUUCGAGAAAACAAGACAUGCACCAGCUCUGGUCCACAUGUUCCCAUCUCGUUGCAAAAUCUGGCCUCCCUCCGGAAGUCUUAGCCAAGCACCUCCCCCUCGAUGUCGUGGCAAAGAUUGAAGAGCUCCGCCUCAAAUCCUCACUCGCUCGCCGUUCCCUCAUGCCGCACCACCACCACCACCACCACCAGCACGACAUGGGGGCAGCCGCCGAUCUCGAAGACCAAAAGAUUCGUCGGAUGAGAAGAGCACUCGACUCGUCCGAUGUGGAACUCGUCAAGCUUAUGGUCAUGGGAGAAGGGCUAAAUCUCGACGAGGCAUUAGCUUUACACUACGCUGUAGAAAAUUGUAGCCGAGAAGUCGUCAAAGCCUUGCUUGAGCUCGGGGCCGCCGAUGUUAACUACCCCGCUGGGCCGGCCGGGAAGACCCCGCUUCACCUCGCGGCGGAGAUGGUGUCGCCGGACAUGGUGGCAGUCCUUCUCGACCACCAUGCUGACCCGAAUGUUCGAACCGUCGACGGGGUUACUCCGCUCGACGUACUCAGAACCCUAACAUCGGAUUUCCUCUUCAAAGGAGCCGUCCCGGGGCUAACGCAUAUCGAACCCAACAAGCUCAGGCUUUGCCUUGAGCUCGUUCAAUCGGCGGCGCUCGUUCUUUCGCGUGAAGAAGGCAAUGCAAACGCUCCUUCUUCCACCACUAUAUAUCCGCCGAUGAGCGAUGAUCACAGCAGCGGCAGCAGCGGGAACAACAUGGGAAACCUUAAUCUCGAUUCGAGAUUGGUUUAUCUCAAUCUGGGUGCUACGGGUUCGGGACAAAUGGGCGGAGCAAGAUCAAUGGAUGGAGACGAUCAAGAUAGCAGGCAUGGAUCACAAGGUGGCUGUGAUCCGACAAUGCUUUUCAAUGAUCAUAAUAUGAAGUUCAGUUUCAUUGGAGAUGGGGAGAUGAGACAAGGAGGAUUCUGAGAUUUUGCAACUGAGGAUCGAUGGAUAUACAUGACGGAGGAGAGACGCAGGUCAAUCUUUUCACACCCGGCCUGUCAACUCCUUUGUAUUUAUUGCUCUACAUCUAAUAUCAUGGCCUAUUUAUUGUGAUCGUUUUGUUUCUUUGUCCCCCACCCACCUUCUUGUUGCCCAAUUAUAUAUUUUAUAUGCACAGGAAAAUCUUUUGGUUUCUUUUGCUAGGGGGGUUUUUCUGUUUUUUUUCAUUCUUUUUCUCAAGGUUUUGUUUGGAUAUGGGUGCUUUUAUAUUCUAUGAAGAAAAUGAGCUGUC